This is a messenger RNA of Dicentrarchus labrax (European seabass), 664 nucleotides long. Its product is annotated as mannose-binding protein C-like. Lineage: Eukaryota; Metazoa; Chordata; Actinopteri; Moronidae. Bases 160 to 621 code for a protein of 153 amino acids. The transcript is spliced from 4 exons. The record is from RefSeq and is a predicted model, not a curated record.
GUUUGUCUGAAGACAGCAGAGCUGCAGUGGAGACAAGUCUCUCUGUUUGUCUCUGAAGACAAAUUCAACUGAAUCCAUCAGGUUUUUCUCAACUAAACAGCAGAAUCUCUGCCAACCUCUGGGGACAGAGGAACUCCUGGACCACCUGGACCAGCAAUAAUGUGUGGACAAGAUCGCCUUGAUUCUGCUAUCCGGGAGACUGAACACUUAAAGAAGAGCUUUGCUAAGUUAGAGCUCGCUAUAAACUAUGACUUUGUCCGAAGAGUUGGUCAGAAAUACUUUGUGUCCUACAAGGAGAGACACUCGUUCUCCAGGGCCGUCGAGUUCUGCUCCCAACAAGGUUUAGAUCUGGCUUUGCCCCAGAACGAGGAGGAGAACAUUGCACUGACUCAGUUCUUUGGGGACGUUAACAAAGAAGCCUGGAUCAACGUCAAUAAUAAAAAAGCAGAGGGGAACUUUGAGGCAGAUAUGAAUAACCGACCUCUGACCUUCACCAAAUGGGGAGAAGGGCAGCCAGACAAAUCCAUUGAGGCUACAGGCUGCACCAUGCUGUCAGAAAAUGGCGUCUGGCGAGUGACACACGAGUGCUUCCUGAAUGCUUACAUUAUUUGUCAGUUAUAGAGAGUUCUUGUACCCUACAGAAGAUUAGGGCCACAUGUGAACA